Molecule: messenger RNA, 1414 nt
Organism: Durio zibethinus
Lineage: Eukaryota; Viridiplantae; Streptophyta; Magnoliopsida; Malvales; Malvaceae
Source: RefSeq, a predicted model, not a curated record
AUUACUGCAUCUAAACGCAAGUUUAAUUGUAUGGCUCAAAAAACAAGAAAUUAAACAAAACAAAAUGGAAGUCUCAAGUCAAGUCCACGGUUCACCCUACCAAUGUACAAUAUACCCAACAAAGAACCAUUUGGUCAUAUGUUAGGAUUGAAUUUGGAGGUUGCAGCUAUGAAGAUAGAAAACCACCAUAUUAUGCCAAAGAAGAAGCUGGAGAUGUUUGAAAUCCUUAAAGAAGCUAUACUUAUCCCCUGCAAGAACAUCAACUUCAUCUUCUUCGAGGUAAUCACCUCUCUUCCUUUGUUUUGCUUCUUGGUAUACUAUGAAAUUUUGCUCCAAACAACUCUUUUGGAAACCUCACAGAUCCUCAGAACACCCCCGGGUUACAUAAACUACAAUUGGCCUAUACCAUUUCAUUACAAAAAACUGAAUUGGGAAUUUUCCCAUAGGCUGAUUCAGUUGACCCUUCUUUAUUUGCUGCCUCUUCAUGUCCUUGAGCUCUGCUCUGUACUUGUGACAGUUGACUUAGCAUCUAAGAUAUAUGCCAAAGAGAAAUCAUUGACUUUCAAAGAAAUGAUACAGAAACCAAUUCAGAAAACAAGGUUGACAGGCACUUUUAUCACAUCACUCUAUGUUCUUUUGUUGUCAACAUGCACUCUGCUGGGGUUAAUAUGGUUAGUAACAAACUACUAUGUGGAUUUGGGGAACUUCGUUUUCGAUGUAUUCUUUGACAUAUUUUAUGGAGCAGCUUUUAUUGUGUUGCUGAUAAAGUACUUGGAAUGGACUGCUAUGUGGAACAUGAGUAUUGUAAUUUCAAUCAUGGAGGGUUUAUAUGGGCAUGAAGCAUUGGCAUUCUCUGCAUAUUUUAUAAGAGGCAGCGAACGCCGAGGACUUCUGUUGAUGCUUGUUUUCUUUGUUUGGGGAAAUGGUUUACGUUUGCCAUGCCUCUAUGCCAUAUGCUUUGAAGGAGGGAAUGGAAUUAUAGCACAAAUUAGCUUGUUCUGUGUGUGUAAUGUGAUAAAGUGGAUAGCUUGCAUGGUAUAUUUCUAUGACUGUAAGGUGCGAAUUUUAGAAAAGAAAGUUGAUGAGGAAAGAGGAGGAAAGGAUGAGCAGUUGACAAACAAGCAAUGUGUGAAGAAAACCUGACUGCUUUAAGUUUAAAGCGAUUAUGAAAGCAAAACAAUUGUACCCUGUCAAAAGACUCAAUAACAGUGCCACGUAAUAUGAAAAUAUGAAUUUAAAGCAUUAUCAUUAAUAAAUGAUAUGCUAUAUUUACUACUUAUAAACUAGCAUUGUAAAUUCCAAUUUCCACUAGAAAACAUGCUUUAUCGCUUCAUAAUAAUUUAAUGGGAUAAUGUCUUAUAUGGCCCCUAAAUUAUUGUAGUUUGUUAGAUUUUGUACCUAAAUUAAAAAAAUU